AUGGAGGGGGACAACCAGAAUCCCGAGGUUCAGAUACGGAGAGGAACAGAUGGAUUCAAAUGUCUCCGCUGUCAGCACUGUGACAAAUCCUUCACAACAUCCGGAUAUUUAAAGAUUCAUCAGAGACUUCACACUGGAGAGAAACCGCACAGGUGUGACCAGUGUGGGAAAACCUUCCCUAGAUCAGAUCAAUUAAAAAUACACCACCGUGUUCACACUGGAGAGAAACCAUACAGCUGUGACCAAUGUGAAAAAGGUUUCACCACAUCAAAUCAACUACAAAUCCACCAAUGUGUUCACACUGGAGAGAAACCGUACAGCUGUGACCAGUGUGGGAAAACCUUCACCACAUCAGAUCAACUAAAAAUACACCACUAUUUUCACACUGGAGAGAAACCGUAUGGAUGUGAGCAUUGUGGGAAAGCUUUCACUACAUCAGAUCAACUAGAAAUACACCAACGUGUUCACACUGGAGAGAAACCUCACAGCUGUGAUCGGUGUGGGAAAACUUUCACUACAUCAGAUCAACUAAAAUUACACUACCGCAUUCACACUGGGGAGAAACCACACUGGUGUGAACAGUGUGGGAAAACCUUCGCUCAGUCAGGUAACCUAGUGAAGCAUAGACGAGUUCACACUGGAGAGAAACCAUUCAGCUGUGACCAAUGUGGGAAAUCUUUCACUCAGUCUGGUGACCUUGUGAAGCAUAGGCGUGUUCAUACUGGAGAGAAACCAUACUGGUGUGAACAGUGUGGGAAAACCUUUCCUCAUGGUAGUAACCUUAAACGCCACCAACACUGUCACACUGUGCCCUGAUAGGUGUUUUAUAUGUAGACUUCAGUGACUUUAUAUCAUAAAGUUAUGUCAAGACCCCCCCCAAAUCCUGCAAUUGUCACAAACAAUAAGGCCACGCCUCCCCUCUGCUGGAGGGAGGGUCCUGAUAAACUAAUAUCCUCUUUAAUUAAAUGUUUAAUAAUUGUUUAUGAAAUCUCUGUCGUCAUGUAGUCUGGUUUUGUUCCACCUCAAAUGUACCUUUUCUGCUGUACCACAUUAUUCUAAACUCAACAUUGAGUUGUGACCACUGUUCAACCAGCACUGCCACAGAUUUUUUAACUAUCUGGUAACCUGUUUUUCUCUAUUAAUCGCUUUGUAAAUAAAAUUUUAAUAAUAUUCCCAUCACUUUUGACAAAAGUCCAAGGUGAUGUCAUCAAAUUGAUUGUUUUAUCAACCAUAAGUUCAAACCUGAAAAGAAUUCAGUUUAUUAUCAAAUCUUCAUCACCGAGCAGCUGAAACCACAGCUACGUUGCUCUAUUUGCUUUUAAAAUGACUUUUUUGGAUAAUCCAAACAAUGUAUUAAUAUUUUAUCAAUCGACUGAUCGAUAAAUUGUUUCACCUCUGCUUUAGUAUCCCGACAGCCUUCUUCAGCCAAAAGAUCAGGCUUAGUUAUCAACACAUAUCCUCAGUAUGAAUCUUGAGUCACCUUUGGACUAGAGUCAUGUGAUGACAACUGAGGAAGUUCAGUUUGCUUAAGAAGGCCAUGGGAUGUGGUCAAAAGCUCCGACAAAGAGGUAGUAUGUGAGGCUUGUUUGUUAAACUAUUGUUCGUGUGCUUCAUAUAUAUUUGUAUUCAUACAUGACUUCAUGUGUAGGAUUUCAUUAAAUAAUUUGUAUUAUUCAUCUAUUUUCUACUGAAUGUGUGUUUGUUCAGACUGAAAGCUCUCUGUGCCCUCUCUGUGAUUUUACUCACAAAAAAUAUAACAGCUAAAAUCGUUCUAGGUGAUAUAUGCCCAGUGUUAAAAGAUGUAAUAAAAAACUACUGAUGAUCUGAUCUGCAAUUCUUCAAUGCUUUUUGAUGUUAUCUUGGGUCUUAUAAUUAUUAAUUAUUUGGCCUAGUUAAAAUGGUUGUGGUUGA
This is a messenger RNA of Micropterus salmoides (largemouth bass), 1911 nucleotides long. RefSeq names its product zinc finger protein 239-like. The transcript has 2 exons. The coding region runs from base 1 to 816 and encodes 271 amino acids. Lineage: Eukaryota; Metazoa; Chordata; Actinopteri; Centrarchiformes; Centrarchidae. The record is from RefSeq and is a predicted model, not a curated record. Gene Ontology annotation, biological process: negative regulation of transcription by RNA polymerase II. Gene Ontology annotation, molecular function: DNA-binding transcription repressor activity, RNA polymerase II-specific.